Molecule: messenger RNA, 1404 nt
Organism: Drepanopeziza brunnea f. sp. 'multigermtubi' MB_m1
Lineage: Eukaryota; Fungi; Ascomycota; Leotiomycetes; Helotiales; Drepanopezizaceae
Biological process (GO): endoplasmic reticulum unfolded protein response; retrograde protein transport, ER to cytosol
Cellular component (GO): endoplasmic reticulum lumen
Source: RefSeq, a predicted model, not a curated record
AUGCAAUCAUUCAUUACAGCCUUGCUGGCAUCGCUCCUCCCUGUAGUCCAGGCAAGUCAGACCGUGUUCAGCGUCCACGAUGACUUGCUGGCUUUCCCUCAAUACGAAGUCGUUUUCUCGGAAAUCUUUAUCUCGGAUGUCGAGGCGAGCCUCUUAGUUGAGCAGGCUUCUUCUGCUAUCCACAAAUCCACCUCUCCCCAGAGCUCGACUACAAACAGCGUAGACCUGGAGAAAAAAUCCGAUAGCAAUGGAGACAGCUCCCGGGCAGAGCAUUCCUUCGAUCCCGAACACGAAACUUACGAAUUCAUAUACUCCCAUGGCGAGAAACAUCUAUGCACGAUACCCAUAGUGGACACGCCCGCCAAAAACGACACGUCCGAAGCUCGAGCGGCGGAGCAGAAAGAGCUGACCCGCGCCACAGACCGGGGCUGGGAAUUGCUACAGGAUUUGGAGGGCAAAUGUCUAUACUUUGUCUCCGGCUGGUGGUCCUAUGCUUUCUGUUACGAUGAUGAGAUCACGCAGUUCCACCAGCUGCCUCCGCAGCCUGGAAAGCCACUGCUUCCACCUCAACCCGACCCUACAACAUCACAAUUCGUGCUGGGCAAGGCGAAAAGAAAGGAUAGGGCAAACGGAAAGGACAAUUCGAUCGAGAAGUCGUCGAACGAGCAUCCGAAAACAGAGUUGCAGAUCCGAGGCGAUACGAGAUACCUGGUACAAAAGAUGGAGGGCGGUACGACAUGCGAUUUGACUGGGAAGCCGAGACGAGUGGAGGUACAAUAUCACUGCAACCCUCACGUCACAGACCGAAUAGGAUACAUCAAGGAGGUCACAACAUGUUCCUACGUCAUGGUCGUGUACACUCCACGACUUUGCUCCGAUGUCGCAUUUCAACCUCCAAAAGAAACCAAGGCAAACUCGAUUGUCUGCCGAACCGUUGUGCCUGAGGAGGACAUUGCCGAUCUCUCCGAAAUCAAGCUGCUCGAUACCUCCCCAACAGUGGAUACGGAGCUCCCUAUCAACGUCGGGGGUAUUAUUUUAGGUGCGGAAAAGUGGAUAAACAAGGAGGGACAGCGAAUGCCGGUCCCUGCCAACUUUGGAGAGGACGGGCAGAAGAAGGCAGUGACGGAAACCAUUGCCCGUGCGGAGAGCAAGGCCGAAGGCGGAAAGGUUGAGAUUGCUAGCGAUGCUGAGCUGCAAAAGCUAGAUCUUGAUCCCAAGAUGAUUGAGAAGUUGAAGAAAGAAGUUCAGAAAAUGGCCAAAGAAAAGGGAUGGCAGAUCCAGGUCGUAGAUGCACCGGGCCAGGUCAGAGAGAUCUUGGGUAUUGUGGACGGAGACGAUGACGAAGAAGAAGCUGACGACGAAGAAGAAGGGAGUGAGGAAUUGUUCUUCAAGGAUGAGUUAUGA